AUGGAUCUCUCUACCAGUGCUGUGGUCUUCCUGUUCCUCACCUACCACCUCUGUGAGGCAGAACAUCGAAGCUAUAAUUCAGUCCUCAUGGUGUCCAAUGGCGGACAGUGGGGAGAAUGGGGAGAAAUUGAAUUCUGUCCCAAAGGACAUGCAUACGGAUUCUCACUGAAGGUACAGGAAAUGCAAGGAUUGACUGAUGAUGAUACUUCCCUCAAUGGCAUCCGUCUCCAUUGCAGUACUGGUGCAGUUGUUCAAUCCACUGUUGGACCGUUGGGAAAGUGGACAAAGAUUAAGGAAUGCCCCAAGGGCUACCUGGUCUCCUUUGUUCUGAAUGUGGAAGCCCCACAAGGGCCAUCUGAUGAUACGGCAGCCAACAACAUCCGGUUCAAUUGUGGAGAUGGGACUGGACUGGAGGCCAUGUCCACCGACUUCGGUACUUAUGGCCGCUGGAGCAAGCGCUGCAAAGCUGGUGCCAUCUGUGGGAUCCAAACAAAGGUGGAGGCUUACUAUGAACAUUUACAUGAUAACACAGCACUUAAUGAUGUCAGGUUCUUCUGCUGUGACUGA
Podarcis muralis (Common wall lizard) is the source of this 567-nucleotide messenger RNA. RefSeq names its product vitelline membrane outer layer protein 1-like. The record is from RefSeq and is a predicted model, not a curated record. NCBI's taxonomy places the organism in Eukaryota, Metazoa, Chordata, Lepidosauria, Squamata, Lacertidae.